Messenger RNA from Paramecium primaurelia, 138 nucleotides. The record is from the annotation of a GenBank genome assembly. NCBI's taxonomy places the organism in Eukaryota, Ciliophora, Oligohymenophorea, Peniculida, Parameciidae.
AUGAAAUCAUUAUCUGCUUCAAAAUACAAUCAUAACAAUACUAGCUUUACUACACCUGACAAAAAACUAAAUAAGGUAUGAUCUCAAGUUAUAUAAGAGUAGAUAAAAUACACAGUCUACUAUGAAGUUAAGUGGUGA